AUGAAGGAAGCCGAAGAAUUCCCAAGAAACUCCUUGACAAGCAGAAAGGCAUGUGUCUAUACAAUAUCUCAUGCGAUGGGACUUUAUGGGGAACAUCGCAAGCAGAUCUUAAGGGAACUUGCGGUUAGAGAGGUCCAGAAGAGAAUAACCAAUAAGAUACUUGGAAGGAAAGAUGAUGAUUUUGACUUAAUUUUUCUUAAGAGCCGUCAUGAUACCUCUAUGGAUGGAGUCUGUUGUAUGUCAAGCGAUGAUGAGUGUUUUUCUUCCAGUAAACAAAUGGAAGACCAAGAUGAAACCGAGGCCCAACCGUUGCAUCAUUCUUCUUCAUCGAGUUUGGGUUCAAGUUCAGAAGCAAAGUCCAAGUCUGGGAAGUCCAAAGGAUUUAAAAGAUUCAUAGACUUGGAAGCAAAAACAUCUGAGGAUGGAGAAUCCUCCUAUGAAGAGGAUGGAGGUGAUUCCGAUGCCCUGUCGUUUAUUGCCUCGUCCGAUGAAGACUAUGAAGAACCUUCCAAGAAGCACAACCACGACAUGUUAGAGAUAAACAGAAACAUACUGAGAAAGCUCAAGAAAAGGUUUAUCCGGAAGCCUCGGAACAGGGUCUUCUUUGGGGAGGAGGAUUAUACAGAAAAAGCUUCUAGUGAAGAAGCAAUAGAAGACGAAGACAUGGAUGUCUCGGAGAAUACCGUUGAGGACAUUGUGGAAAGUUUUGUGUUUCCAAAAGAGGAGGUGGAAUAUCCGCCCGAGGCAAGAUGCUCUUUUACCAAAUCAGAGCAAGUGGAGUUUGUUGAAGAUAUCAAGAUUGCGGAAAAGAAGUUAGGAGAGGGUCAAUACACAUGGGAUUCCGGGGCCAAUGGAGGCAAGUAA
Messenger RNA from Encephalitozoon intestinalis ATCC 50506, 864 nucleotides. RefSeq lists its product as uncharacterized. The record is from RefSeq and is a predicted model, not a curated record. The transcript has a single exon. Lineage: Eukaryota; Fungi; Microsporidia; Unikaryonidae. Bases 1 to 864 code for a protein of 287 amino acids.